Molecule: messenger RNA, 1485 nt
Organism: Leptomonas pyrrhocoris
Lineage: Eukaryota; Euglenozoa; Kinetoplastea; Trypanosomatida; Trypanosomatidae
Exons: 1
Coding region: 7-1485 (492 amino acids)
Biological process (GO): RNA processing
Molecular function (GO): RNA binding; RNA methyltransferase activity
Source: RefSeq, a predicted model, not a curated record
GAACCCAUGCGCGCUUUCACACGGGGACUGCUGCGGAACGCCUCGCGGAGGCCUUCUUUUACCACCUCCGCAUCCCCCUCCACUCACCGACCCGGCACGCAGGUAGGCAAGCGGAGAGCGUACCAAGCGAAUGGUGUAGAGAAUGUGGCGGAGGCGCAGGUGAUCUUCUCCACGGCGUCUUCCGCGCACGCAAAUCAAAGUUCGACCACGUCAACACCAUCAGAGGCGGAGGACCUGCACCUCCAACGACGUCCGGUGCCGUCUCCGACGUCACACUUCCAGCUCUCCAAGCCGGUCGUGUUGGAAGACGUGCAGGACAGCUACUCCCUCUCUCCUACGCAGCAGCUGCACGGGCAGAAGCUCUGGACCGGCACGAAGGUGCUACGCAGCAACAGGCACCUCCGUCACAGCAACGCUGCGUGUGUCGUGGGCGGAGCGAACGCUAUUCGACGCGUCUGGCGCACCUACCGCAUAAAGCCGACCGUUGUGUAUGUGCCGAACACGGAGCCGGAGGUGCCGGCGUGGUGUCUGGAAGAGGACCUGCCCACCGUCAUUGUGCGCUGCUCCCCGGUAGCGGUGCGGCGGCAGCUGCUGAGCGCCGAGUACAGCGACGGCUUCGCGGCAGAGUUUCCGCUGCCGGUAAACACCGUGUCGGAUGCCACGUCCCUGCUGACGGCGGCGACGGUUAGCGAGAAGGCGCCGGAGACGGCCGCACAGACGGACCGCCCACUGCACAACCCUUUUGGUCACCACGCAGUGAAAGCGAUGCUGGUGUUGGUCGGGCUGCGCAUUCCGAGCAACGUCGGGGCUCUGCUGCGUGCGGCAACAGAAAUGGGCUACGACGCCGCUGUCUUGGUGAACUGCGCGGAUGUGACGCAGGAGAAGGUGCUGCGGGCCAGCGACGGAGCGGCGCUCAGCCCCGCACUGCGCAUCUACGCGACGGACACCACGGAGCAGGCGUGUGUGUCGCUGCUCAGCAGCAUCGCCGCUCAGCACCACCUCAUGCCGUUUCUGGCGGUGCCGUCGCAGGAGGUGGACCCUGCCUUCGAGGUGGCGAAGCGCUUCCACGUGUACAACAACAAUAACAGCAGCGAUCGAGCAGAAGCAGCGGGUGUGGGAAGCAGUCUUUCUGAUGCUGCGAUUGCUGGAUUGCAGGCACCCACACCGCCGCGCCUGGGUCCCAUGGUGGUCCUCGGUUCGGAGGCGCAAGGUCUACGCGAUCUGCACGGUACGUGGAGUGUGCCAUACCAGCUGGUGACGCUGCCGCUGCCAAACCCGAUGGUGGACUCCUACAACGUGAGCGUGGCGGGCUCGGUGCUGCUGCACCUGUUUCGACCAGCCGCGGCGGAGCACUUUGACAGACUCGUGGCGCUGUCCGGGGAGACGGUGGCGGACCUUCUGCCGGCUGCUGUGGAGACGGAGGAGGAAGGAGAGGAAGCUGAGGAAGACAUCGCGGAGGAGCCCGAGAGUCAUCAAGUGGGAUGA